UAAUUUGUUUCAGCCGAGUGAGAAAAAACCCUAGAACUGCAAUUAGCGAUGGCGAAAUCUGGGUCUCGAGCUAGUGAUUCCUUCAUCAAACAGCGUUCUGGGUCGGGUACGAUUCUUAGGAUUACAGUUGAGAAUUUCAUGUGCCAUAGUAAUCUCCAGAUUGAGUUUGGCGAGUGGGUCAAUUUCAUCACCGGCCAAAACGGAAGUGGUAAAAGUGCAAUUUUGACUGCUCUAUGUGUUGCAUUUGGAUGUCGAGCAAGAGGGACACAGCGGGCUGCCACUUUGAAGGAUUUCAUAAAAACCGGAUGCAGUUAUGCUGUUGUCCAUGUCGAAAUGAAAAACCAAGGAGAGGAUGCUUUUAAACCUGAAAUUUAUGGUGAAAUUAUAAUUAUCGAACGCAGGAUAACCGAGUCUACCACUUCUACCGUUCUCAAAGAUUAUCUAGGAAGGAAAGUAAGUAACCGAAGGGAUGAGCUACGGGAACUUGUUGAGCAUUUUAAUAUUGAUGUUGAAAACCCUUGUGUGGUAAUGAGUCAAGACAAAAGCAGGGAGUUCUUACAUUCUGGAAAUGACAAAGAUAAAUUUAAGUUUUUUUUUAAGGCAACCCUUCUUCAGCAAGUCAAUGAUCUUCUCCAAAGUAUCUACGAACACUUGAAUAAUGCAACUUCAAUAGUCGAUGAAUUGGAGAACACAAUUAAACCAAUAGAAAAGGAGAUUAGUGAGUUGCGUGGAAAGAUAAAGAAUAUGGAACAAGUUGAAGAAAUAGCUCAAAAGUUGCAGCAGUUGAAGAAGAAACUGGCUUGGUCAUGGGUAUAUGAUGUGGAUAGGCAGCUCCAGGAGCAGACUGAGAAGAUUGUGAAGCUUAAAGAACGUAUACCGACUUGCCAAGCUAAAAUAGAUUGGGAACUGGGUAAAGUGGAAUCAUUAAGGGAUCGCUUGACCAAGAAGAAAGCUCAAGUUGCAUGUUUGAUGGAUGAAUCAACUGCAAUGAAGAGGGAGAUAGAGAGUUUUCACCAAUCAGCCAAGACGGCUGUACGGGAAAAGAUUGCUCGACAAGAAGAGUUCCAUCAUAAGUGCAAUAAUGUUCAAAAGAUAAAGGAUCGUGUUAGAAGGCUUGAACGGCAGGUUGCAGAUAUCAAUGAACAGACAAUGAGAAGCACACAGGCUGAACAAUCUGAAAUUGAGGAGAAACUAAUAUAUUUGGAGCAGGAGGUUGAAAAAGUUGAAACAUUACUUUGCAGAUUGAAAGAGGAAGAGAACUACUUAUCAGAAAAAACGGUAGAUGCGAGGAAAGGGAUGGAAGUCAUCGAGGAUAUGAUUAAUAACCAUCAAAAGAGGCAAAGAACCAUAAUCUCUAACAUUAAUGAUCUGAAGAAACAUCAAACAAACAAGGUUACUGCAUUUGGAGGGGACAGAGUCAUUUACCUUCUGCAAGCUAUUGAGAGACAUCAUCAUAGAUUCAGGAAACCACCAAUUGGUCCUAUUGGCUCCCAUGUGACUUUGAUCGAUGGCAAUAAAUGGGCUUCUACAGUUGAACAAGCUCUUGGCAGCCUCUUAAAUGCCUUCAUUGUGACUGAUCAUAAAGAUUCACUCACUCUAAGAGGCUGUGCGAAUGAAGCCAAUUAUAGAAACCUUAAGAUUAUCAUCUAUGACUUUUCGAGACCAAGGCUAAAUAUACCAAGGCACAUGAUUCCUCAGACUGAUCAUCCAACUAUUUUCUCUGUCAUACAUUCUGAUAACCCAACCGUCCUUAAUGUUUUGGUGGAUGUGAGUGGUGUUGAGAGGCAAGUGCUUGCAGAGAAUUAUGAGGUGGGAAAGGCAGUUGCCUUUGGGAAAAGGCUCCCAAAUCUAAAGGAUGUUUACACUCUAGAUGGAUACCGAAUGUUUUUGCGUGGGCCAGUUCAGACUACUCUUCCUUCUCAUUCUCGUAGACCUUCGCGACUCUGUGCUUCUUUUGAUGACCAAAUCAAGGAUCUUGAAAUAGAGGCCUCAAGAGAACAAAACGAGAUUAAACAAUGCUUGGGACGUAAGAGGGAGGCAGAGGAGAGUCUCAAGGAACUUGAUUUGAAAAUGCAUACACUGAAGAAGCACCGCGUCCAAGAAGAGAAGGUUUUGACGACAAAGGAACUUGAGAUGCAAGAUUUGAAGAAUACAGUCGCUGCUGAAAUUGAGGCAUCAACUUCUUCAAAUGUUAACGAGCUUCAACUUGAAAUCAUGAAAGACCGAGAAGAGAUAGAGGAGAAAGAAGCUUUGCUGGAGAAGCUCCAAAACUGUUUGGAAGAAGCUGAGCUAAAGGCUAAUAAACUUACAGCUUUAUUUGAGAACUUACGUGAGUCAGCCAAGGGUGAAAUUGAUGCCUUUGAGGAAGCAGAGAAUGAGCUAAAGAAGAUUGAGAAAGACCUUCAGUCUGCUGAAGUGGAGAAAAUCCAUUACGAGAACAUAAUGAAAAACAAAGUCCUACCAGAUAUCAAGGAGGCUGAGGCUUAUUACGAAGAGCUUAAAAAUAAACGGAAGGAAAGUGACCAGAAGGCCUCUGAAAUUUGUCCUGAGAGUGAGAUCGAAUCUUUAGGUCACUGGGAUGGGAGUACUCCUGAACAGCUCAGUGCUCAGAUUAAUAGAAUGAAUCAGAGACUUCAUCGAGAGAAUCAGCAGUUUUCUGAAUCAAUCGAUGACCUUCGGAUGAUGUAUGAGAGCCUGGAACGAAAGAUUGCAAAGAAGCGCAAAUCCUAUCAAGACCAUCGAGAAAAACUCAUGGCCUGCAAAAAGGCUCUAGAUUCGCGUUGGGGAAAAUUUCAAAGAAAUGCAUCUCUUCUUCGGCGUCAGUUAACAUGGCAAUUCAACGCUCACUUGGGAAAGAAAGGUAUCAGUGGACAAAUCAAAGUCAGUUAUGAGGAGAAAACUUUAUCCAUAGAGGUUAAGAUGCCUCAAGAUGCAACUAGCAAUGCUGUUCGAGAUACCAAAGGUCUUUCAGGCGGAGAACGUUCUUUCUCGACUUUAUGUUUUGCAUUAGCUCUUCACGAGAUGACAGAAGCCCCAUUUCGAGCAAUGGAUGAGUUUGAUGUGUUUAUGGAUGCAGUCAGUCGGAAAAUCAGCUUGGACGCUCUGGUGGAUUUUGCAAUUGGACAAGGAUCGCAGUGGAUGUUCAUCACCCCUCAUGAUAUCAGCAUGGUGAAGUCGCACGAGAGGAUAAAGAAGCAGCAAAUGGCUGCUCCACGUUCUUGAAAACAAAAUAACCUCUCCUUGUAUAGCUCCAUAAAGGGAAUCAUCGGCUUUGAGUCAAAUGCUACAACACUUGUUUCUUCCCUUCACUUCACAGUUGCUUUCUUGACAAUAACGAGCUGAUGGAAAGUUUGAGAAGACUGAAGAGCUUUGUGUAUUGGUUGUUUUUACAGGUGCCGAGUGAGACCCUUUUUUUUUUUCAUUUCGUUUUUAUGAAAAUUAUUUAUUCUCUUAACUUUUUGAUUUUUGAAACUGUAAUAUAUCUAAUUUACUAAUUUUUAUUGACUUAAAAUUAUCAUGAAGGGAGACAGAUAUUUUUAAUCUAUUGAAUAAGCACAGAUGGCGUUGGUACU
This is a messenger RNA of Capsella rubella, 3572 nucleotides long. RefSeq names its product structural maintenance of chromosomes protein 6B. Lineage: Eukaryota; Viridiplantae; Streptophyta; Magnoliopsida; Brassicales; Brassicaceae. Gene Ontology annotation, cellular component: Smc5-Smc6 complex; nucleus; chromosome. Gene Ontology annotation, biological process: double-strand break repair via homologous recombination; chromosome organization. The coding region runs from base 49 to 3222 and encodes 1057 amino acids. The record is from RefSeq and is a predicted model, not a curated record. The transcript is spliced from 29 exons. Gene Ontology annotation, molecular function: single-stranded DNA binding; ATP binding; protein binding.